GGCAAACGCAAUGGUCGCUCCCUGCCCUAAAAAGCUCUCUGAGCUCAACGCGCUGAUCUGGGGCGGUGCUGAUCUUAAUGAGGACAUUUUUCAGAGGUGGUGUCAAGGAUUUUACUUUAGUCCGACUGAGCCGACCGCUUUAAUGCAAAAUGGCGGAGGGCCAUGUGCUGUCUUGGCACCUGUACAAGCUGUGAUACUACGAAAUAUGUUGUUAUCAGGGAGGUUUUCCACAGCAGCUAGUGUUGAAGGAGUUGAUAGUUCAGAAUUAUUGAUCUCGGCUAUUUUGGACAUUAUGACACUCGUCAAACCCAACACGGAAAAGCAGUGGACUUGGGUUCAUUGGUCCAAUCAGAAUGGAGAAGUUUGUACUGUUGAAUCAGCGCUAACUCCUUCGUUGUUUUUUGAAGGAUUGAGGUCCAUAUCAGCGUCGUCCCUGGAUGAACUUCAUGGACUGAUUAUGUCACUGGCACCGGAACUGCAGUCACCUUUUGCCGUACUAUGCUUCCUGUAUUCUAUCCUAUUCACUCAUGGUCUUUCGGCUCUUCGGAAAGGAAUGGCGGAUGAAACUGAUACGCUAAUAGAUCCGGUUCAUGGUCACGCUAGCCAGUGCCUUAUCAAUCUACUCAUUUGUGGACAAACAACGCCAUAUUUGUUUGACGGGGAAAGAACCAUUUCCGGGAUUACACUCACAGGCAUUAGGAGGCAACCUCCUACGGGCUUUCUGACACUAUUCGAGGCCCUUCACUACUGUGAAUCGGGUUGGUACCUGAAAAACCCAUCCUAUCCGGUGUGGAUUUUGGGGUCAGAAACGCACUUCACGGUCUUGGCGUCCCCAGAAUUACAGCUAGUGUCAAAGGAAGAGAUGCCAUCCAGUGGAACAGCUACUAUUCGCCAGGCUGAGAUGGAAUUUGCCAAACUGAGCGCAGAUCAGGAUACUAAGUCUGGUUUCAUCACCUCGGCUCAAUUAGGGAAACUGCUGGAGGCUUUGAAUAUCCCUUUCACUGAAGAAUCAAUUGCGGAUAUCCAAAGAAAACUCGAUCCAGAAGAGCUUGGUGUGAUCCUGGAGGAGCCGUUUCUCCGGCAUUUCUUCCCCAUGGAGAUGUCAAAUCGUACCUCGGCAGUUAGCAACUUUCAAGUUAUUCAUUACAAUGGAUUGGUGAAGUCUAAUGCAGGUGGACAGGUUCGCUAUGAAUUUGGCGAAGCCCACUUACUGGACCCGACGGAGGAACUCAUCGAAACGGAUCCCGUUGAUCAGAACCCAAUCCAUCGUUGUCUUCGAACCAAAUGGCCCACGAUUCGUAUCAGAUGGAGAGGAAAUAAAGUCCCUUCCCUCAACUAACCUUAACUGGGUUGUGCAUUCAGUAUUAAGUUUUGUCCCCCACUUCCAACGUCUAAAUGAACAAUGGACUGUGAGCUCUUAGGAUGUAUUUUUACUAGAUAAUGUUGUGUGAACGGUCUGGUUUUGACAUUUAAUUAUGUGUUCAGCAAGUUGAUCGUAUAAGCACCCUACCUUUGAUUGCGGCGCAGUAAACAUUAAUGGCUUUCCAGCGUCCGCUGAUUGUAUGAGCUCCGGGUCAAUUGGAAAACGUGCCAGGACGGGUAAUCCGGUUGCCUCGGCCAGUCGGUCGCCACCUGACACCGUACUCUCAGGCCCGUCCUUCUGAUGUCCAAAUAGUGGGCUGUGAUGACCACAGGCAGGGCAGAUGAAUUCUGUCAUGUUUUCAACGAUUCCAUAGAUAGGGACCUAGGGG
Opisthorchis viverrini is the source of this 1751-nucleotide messenger RNA. RefSeq lists its product as hypothetical. The record is from RefSeq and is a predicted model, not a curated record. The transcript is spliced from 7 exons. Bases 11 to 1339 code for a protein of 442 amino acids. Gene Ontology annotation, molecular function: cysteine-type deubiquitinase activity; K48-linked deubiquitinase activity. Gene Ontology annotation, biological process: protein K48-linked deubiquitination. NCBI's taxonomy places the organism in Eukaryota, Metazoa, Platyhelminthes, Trematoda, Opisthorchiida, Opisthorchiidae.